AUGACUCAAAGGAUUGCUUCACAUACUACUUCCGAAGUACCGCAAGGUUUAUGCAAUUCUUCUAUGGACGCCUCACAAAUUACAUCGUUUGCUGAUGCAAUUUCUAACCAAGGUGCUGAUAUAUGCAAAAUAGAGCACACGCAAUUUGGUGAAAUUUACGUAUGUAAACUGUGCAAUGUGAAGUGCACUGGUAAGGCGCCAUUUUCUCAACAUAUAGCUGGAGCACAUCAUCGAAGAAGCUGCAAUGCCCAGACAUUUUUCUGUAAUGAUUGCAAUACAAACCUCAACUCUCCUGUACAAUAUACUCUACAUUGUGGUGGAUCAAAACAUAUACGAAAUACUCUUUAUUCCUCUGACAAUUCAAUGUCUGAACAGUCAGGACUUGACCAACAUUUCAAUAAAAGCGAUAACGUUCCUUACUUUCGUAUACCGUGUGGUCUUAAAUGCUCUUCAAAAGAGCAACAUCAAGUAUCUCUAUCAGGCCAGUUUGAAGAGUAUAUUCUGAAUGAAAAACCAAUUCAGCAGACUAACCAACCUGAUUUCCUCUCUUCGAUAUUUACUUUAUUCAGUUUAGCUUCUAAUAGUUCGGCCAACCCACUGAUUUCAAAAAUGGUUCCUUGUCUGAAAAAUAUCAUAGAGCUGGAGUCCAAGUUAACACUAACAAAUAACUUAUCUCCGUCUGUGGCUUCGCUCAGUCCCUGUUCAUACCAACAACAAACGAACUUGAAUAGUAGUGUGUUACCUAAUCAGCAGGAUAAAUGUGACUCUCCUGGACUCAUACAGUUUUGCAGACACAGUGAAUGUGUUUUGUUGAGGUCAUUACAGUUUUAUGAAAGCAAUUUAAACACAGAAGUUGGGAAUCUUGGAUGACUGGGCUGUUAAUUAUUUGUGGUGAAUUUAAUUAUUUUACUGAUAAAUGCAUAUUAUUUUUUUGUACAGAAUCAUUACAACUUAUUUUAUUUACCUUCUGUCAUACUAUUGAUAACCAUUAAUAUUGGUUUAUGUUGCUAGUAAAUACAUUUACUGUUGUAGUAAAACUACAAACUAACUCACUCUGGAUAUUUGUCUCAGUUAGUCUGAAACUAGUUUUUACUAAUUGACCAUCUUAUCUGAGUCGAAUUCGUCAUACAAACUUGGUAGGAUUCUCC
This is a messenger RNA of Schistosoma turkestanicum, 1148 nucleotides long. The record is from the annotation of a GenBank genome assembly. NCBI's taxonomy places the organism in Eukaryota, Metazoa, Platyhelminthes, Trematoda, Strigeidida, Schistosomatidae.